Molecule: messenger RNA, 2007 nt
Organism: Labeo rohita (rohu)
Lineage: Eukaryota; Metazoa; Chordata; Actinopteri; Cypriniformes; Cyprinidae
Gene: anxa5b
Product: annexin A5b
Exons: 13
Coding region: 164-1117 (317 amino acids)
Biological process (GO): negative regulation of coagulation
Cellular component (GO): cytoplasm
Molecular function (GO): calcium ion binding; calcium-dependent phospholipid binding
Source: RefSeq, a predicted model, not a curated record
UUUGCCAGGGUGUGGCUCAACAUGCAGUGAAGUUUAAUCCUCCUACUAGCGUAUUUCAUUCCUCAUUCUUGCUCCUGCUUCGGUCUCCACUGCAGACUUCUGCUCUUAAACCGAAACUCUUCUCUCGCUUCGAGCUCUUUGAAGUAUUACGUGAAUCUCAAAGAUGGCUGGCAGAGGAACAGUGAAAGCGCAAAGUGGAUUCAAUGCUAAUAAUGAUUCUGAAGUUCUCUACAAGGCCAUGAAAGGACUCGGCACUGAUGAGGAUGCCAUUCUCCAGCUGCUGACAGCACGCAGUAAUGCACAGCGCCAGGAUAUCAAAGCUGCAUACAAAACCCUGCAUGGAAAGGAUUUGGUGGAUGAUUUGAAGUCAGAGCUGGGUGGAAAGUUUGAGAGUCUGAUAGUAGCUCUGAUGACUCCUCCCAUCAAGUAUGAAGUAACAUGUUUGCGAGAUGCUAUUAAGGGUGCAGGCACAGAUGAGAAGGUGUUGAUUGAGAUCUUGGCAUCUAGGUCACCUAAUGAAGUUAACGAGAUCAAAAGUUUAUACAAGCAAGAGCAUGAUCAUGACCUGGAGAAGGAUGUUACUGGUGAUACUGGAGGUCAUUUCCAGAGGAUGCUGGUUGUUUUGCUUCAAGCAAGCAGACAGCAGGGAAUACAAGAAAACCUCAUCCAAAGUGAUGCCCAGGCUCUGUUUGCAGCAGGAGAACAGAAGUAUGGAACUGAUGAAGGCCAGUUCAUCACUAUACUGGGAAACCGUAGUAAUGCUCACCUUAGGAGAGUGUUUGAGGAGUAUAGAAAGCUCUCAGGGUAUGAGAUAGAAGAGAGCAUCCAGAGAGAGACAUCAGGAACUCUGCAAGAAGUACUGCUGGCCGUGGUGAAGUGUGCCCGCAGUGUGCCAGGUUAUUUUGCCGACAGCCUUUACGGUGCCAUGAAGGGGGCAGGCACUGACGACCAGACAUUGAUCAGGAUCAUGGUUUCCCGCAGUGAGGUGGACAUGUUGGAUAUACGUGCUGAGUUCCGCAAGAGGUUUGCAACCUCUCUCCACAAAAUGAUUCAGGGUGAUACCUCCGGUGACUACCGUAAAGCCCUGCUACUCCUGUGUGGCGGUGAUGAUGCAUAAGUUCUGCCACUCUCUCUGCCUGGGUCAGAUCCCAUGACUCCCUUCUCAGGAGGAACGUCUAUGGGACGAGGGCCUAGUCCCCUUCUAAACCCAAUUCAGGACAAAUUGCAAAAACAUGACAUUCCAAAUCAAUAGAAGGAUCUCUUGUCCAACUGUGAAGAUGCUCUGCAUAAAACAGAAUUACUUAAUUCAAAUAAGCAAUAAUUUUGAUAUAUUUUGUCAUUCGUAUUUCAUGAAAUGUGUAAUAGAUUUAGAGAAAAAAAUACUAAAAUAUGAAACGCCUUCUCUUUUUCAUACUUAAAGACUCGGAGAAAAAUAUACUAACCCUUCUUUGUUUGACUAACGCAGUUUCUUACAGAAAACAGAAAGUGCUACUCAUUUCUUUUUAAAGAUGAAAGCUCAAGCCUUAUAAGAUUUCCAAAAAUAUCUAUUAAGACCAAAGACUUGUACUCGAUGAAGCAAUUUUAUAUGUAUUCAGCAAUUUUUCACUUAUUUAUUGUUUGUAUACUUACUAACUACCUUGACAUUACAGUGUAUAGCAAUAUAGUAUAACAACCAGUCUGAUAAUUGGCAACGUUAGCAAGUUUAUUUCACUGUUGAUCUGUCUGUGUAUGUUUUAAACUUGAUUUGUGGUAGCUGACGGAAAGGUUCACUGACUGUACUUUUGGUGUCAGGGAAAAAAAGAAGGCUGUUUCAUUAACAUUCCACUAUUGAAGUUUAAACAUACUGCCAGUGAUUAGUAACGUGAUAUAGAAUUACAACAAGAGAAUUUGUCCUCUUUAAGGUGAUUAACAUUCCUUAAAAGCUGAAUAAAAAGGUGCUACUACAGAAAUGUUUUAAUAUUUCAUUGCCAUAAUGUUCACAGUAAACGCUCAUGCAGUAAAAGCAAA